AUGGUGAAGCCGCAGCCAAAACUUCGACACACCGCUCCUGGCGAUGAACACAACGACAAUGACCAGCUGUUCGAAGAUGAAGGAUUCUCUAUCGACUCUAUGGGUGCUCCAGUUGUCCGUGACACCGUCUUCGAACCGGACUUCAUUAUUGUCCUUGUGGCUGAUGACCGAGAUAUUCCAUUGGUGUGCAUUGAGGUGAAGAAGGAAGGAGAGUCAUGUACGGCAGCGACAUCCCAGUUACAUGAUUAUAUCGAGGUCCUGGCCAAGAAGGAUCCCCAUGAUGAAUUCGUGGCUAUACUUGUGCUUGGCGUGAAAUACUACUGUUACAGCGCUAGUGGGAGGCGAGCACCGAGUGCGGGUGGAGCAGGCUGGGAGACGGCGGAGGAUUUAGAGGAAGCUUUUGAAAAAGUAGCCAAGCGUGCGUUAGGAGAGAAAGGAAAACGUCGUCGCUGA
Suillus paluster is the source of this 453-nucleotide messenger RNA. RefSeq lists its product as uncharacterized. Bases 1 to 453 code for a protein of 150 amino acids. The transcript has a single exon. The record is from RefSeq and is a predicted model, not a curated record. NCBI's taxonomy places the organism in Eukaryota, Fungi, Basidiomycota, Agaricomycetes, Boletales, Suillaceae.